UGAGAGGAUGGUGCAUGGGUGCUGGUUUCUUUUGCCGCUUAUGUGGUGCGUGGCAGCGGCGACCGACCGAACGUCGCUGAUCGCCGACUGUGCGGACGGCACGCUGGCCGGCGCCCUCGCUCCGACCUUUCGCCGCGCCCAUAGCCACGCCUGCGCAACCCAAUUCGGUCUUCGUCCGGACGAGCUCAUGCUCCACGACAAUUUUACGACGGCCGAGAUUGAGGAGUAUGCCAAUUCGGUCGCGUGCAAAGCGUUUUACACCGAGGUCAUGGACGCACUGCGCGCGGUGUCGCCGGUUUGCGUCGUUCCGUCGCUGUCAUGGACGACCCAGGACAUUGCACAACUGACGUUUGCGGACAAGGUGGCCGCGCUUCGGCGCCAACCAGCUUCGUAA
Molecule: messenger RNA, 394 nt
Organism: Saprolegnia parasitica CBS 223.65
Lineage: Eukaryota; Oomycota; Saprolegniomycetes; Saprolegniales; Saprolegniaceae
Exons: 1
Coding region: 8-394 (128 amino acids)
Source: RefSeq, a predicted model, not a curated record